This is a messenger RNA of Alternaria arborescens, 537 nucleotides long. RefSeq lists its product as hypothetical. NCBI's taxonomy places the organism in Eukaryota, Fungi, Ascomycota, Dothideomycetes, Pleosporales, Pleosporaceae. Bases 1 to 537 code for a protein of 178 amino acids. The transcript has a single exon. The record is from RefSeq and is a predicted model, not a curated record.
AUGUCUACCCCAUCCCUGCCCCCAAUAGUUCCCUACACAUCUAUGAACGUUUCGGGCGAUGAGCGAAGCUCCGCCAUCGAUUUUGUCAAUCGACUCAACUUUCUCUUUGAAGAAUGGGACACACCAAAGAUCCUACAAGCCUUUGUUCCAGAUGUGAAAGUUUUGCACGUCCACGGCACACUUCAUGGACAUGAGGAUAUCAUCGAAUUCUGGAAGAAGGUAUACCAUCCUUUCAUACCCGGUGUUCACCGGCACGCUUCCAAUCAUAUUGUGGACCGAGACGAGGAAACCGGUGGCGUCUCGGUGCGCUACCAUAACUACCUCUACCGCUACGCAUGGCCAGACGACACCGAGGGGAUCAAGGGCACUGUGUUACAGUAUAAAGAGGACACGGAAGGAUUACCAGCACUCUGGAACGGAGUUACGAUGAUGGACCGAUUGGUUCUUUCAGCAGAUGGGUGGAAGCUCAAGGAACGAGUGCUUGGCGGAUUGGUGGCUAACAAGGAGCUGAUGCCUGAUGCUAAAUCGAAAAAAUGA